GGACCUCCUCACUCUGCCUCUGUCCACCAUGAAGUCCUGUAUUCUGCUGUUGCUGGUGUUUUUCGGCUCCUCCUGUGGGGCCCCUGUGGAGCAGGAGGGCCUCGAGGAAGCAUCCUGUACUGACCCCGUGGUGCUGGGAGCUGCCAGACAGGCUAUGGACAAAAUCAACAAGGACCGAACGGAGGGAUAUGUGUACAGCCUGCGCGACCUGGCCAACGCCCACAUCCAGAAACAUGGGGAGAACAGCAUUUUGUUCUAUCUAACCAUGAAUGUUCUGGAGACUAACUGCAGCGUUCUCAGUAAGGCUCACUAUAAUGACUGUGAAGUACGGGACAUCGCCAGAACUCCGGUCUAUGGACAGUGCAAAGUGGCCAUCUUCAUCAGCAGAGUGCAUCGAGUGGUGAGGCUGUACAAGUACAACUGUGUGGUUAGACCAGUGCCUGCAGAGAAAGUGCACAGGAUUUGCCCUGACUGUCACUCACUUGUGGACAAGAACAAUGAAGAAAUCCAAAAGACAGUCUCUAAAAGUCUGGAGAAGUUCAACAAAGAGAGUGGACUGACCCAUCACUUUUCAUUGCUGCAAGUCACACGAGCCAGAGCAGGGUUUGGAAUGGGUAUGAUGUACAGCGCAGAGUACACCAUCCAGGAGACCACCUGUCCCAACAGUGCAGACAAGCCAGCAGACUGCCCCCCCAUGGACUGUGAGUUUGCUCACAAAGGCUUCUGCAGAGGCUCCGACGUCCGUGCUCCCAGUCCCACUGGUGAGGAUUACCUGAGUGUAAAAUGUGAGAUCUACGAGUCUGAGGCAUCUGAGAGAGAGAAGAAGCUGCAUCUGCUCGGUGGAGAGACGGACCACAGUCAUAACGACACUGAUGUGCAAGAGCAGGGCCACGAUCAUGUGCAUGACCACACCAAGGGCCACACCCAACAUGACAACACACAUAAACACACAGCCGACGACCAGCACCACCACACGCACGACCACAGCGGACACAGGCAUGCUCACGACCACUCCCACGACCAUGGGCACGGCCACGACCAUGUGCACGCCCACCACGACAAGGCGCACGACCACACCAACGACCACCCCAACCAGCACCACAAGUACCAGCACGCUGCCGAUGUAUCCACCCACCAGCAUGACCAUGAGAUGGCACUAGACCAUGACCACAAGCACGCUCACCUUCACGAGCACGAGCACCACCAUCACCACCACGGCCACCAGCACGAGAACACCCCCCAUGACCACCCGGAGGGCAUUUGGAGACAGAUCCCUCCCCUGGGGGCAAUCGCCACUCUGCCAGCCUUCCCCGAUGUCCCAGCAGCUGGACCCGAGGUGGGCGUCACCCUGCCUCUCAAACCUGACCCUUCUAUCCCAGGGCAGACUGAGCCCAUCAUCAGGCCCUUCCCUACCAAAGUGUCUGCUCAGUGCCCCCCUCCCCUCCUUGCUGAUACCAUUGUGGGUCAGCUGUUUCUAGAAGAUCCUGAAUUCAAGGCAGCAGCAUAAGUUUCAACGGAAAUUACGGGGAAUGUGUAUUUUCAUUUUUCUUAAACUCUCAUUAAAAGACAAUAUUACAAAUAAUAAA
Periophthalmus magnuspinnatus is the source of this 1586-nucleotide messenger RNA. Its product is annotated as fetuin-B-like. Gene Ontology annotation, molecular function: cysteine-type endopeptidase inhibitor activity. Bases 29 to 1507 code for a protein of 492 amino acids. The record is from RefSeq and is a predicted model, not a curated record. The transcript has 8 exons. Gene Ontology annotation, biological process: negative regulation of endopeptidase activity. Gene Ontology annotation, cellular component: extracellular region. Lineage: Eukaryota; Metazoa; Chordata; Actinopteri; Gobiiformes; Gobiidae.